GAUUAGAAAUGAGGAUCUUGGAUCACAGGACAGGAGGAUUGGUUUUAUAACUCUUAUGUAGUUGGAUUAAAGAUUAUUGACAAUGGCCUUGAAAUUCAGAUGUCUAUUUGGUAUAUGGUUUACAAAGAAGAAAGCAAGCACGGAGCAUCAAAGAAAAAGAAGGCAGUAGCAAGUAGGAAGUAGCAAAGCAAGUACCUUUUAUUCUGAAAUUGAGGAUCUAGAUUAGAGGGACUCCAAUACUCGAGCUUUCUCAAGAAAACACAUACGCAUCCGAAACUGGAGAUGCUGAAAAUGAUGGGAAAAGCGUGUUCUCCUUCUUCUAAUUCUUAUUAUUGCAGCAGUAGAAGAGGUAUGCCAUUUCUUCACUCUACUCCUCCUGCUGCUGUUGUUGCUUUAUUACAUUCGCAAAAGGCAACCAAAUCUAGAGAAUCCCACCCUCACCCGCCCUCAACCAAUUUCAUGGCUUUAUUUCAUUCUCAAUCCUCAUACCCAAUUACACCGAGACAAACCCCUCUAGGAAAUCGAUCCAUUAUAGUGAGUACUGUUGAGGAUGCUUCGAUGUUGUUCCAUGAAAUGCUUCACUCCCGUCCUCUGCCUUCUUCUGUUAUUCCUUUCAAUCAAAUCUCGACUCAACUUGUCAAACUCAAACACUAUUCAACAGUCAUCACUUUGAAUAGACAAAUGCUUCUCUGUAGAAUUGUUCCUGAUGAGUAUACUCUGUCUAUUAUCAUCAACUGCUAUUGCCAUUUGAAUCAAAUGGGGUUUGGCUUAUCUGUCUUGGGAAAUUUCUUCAAAUUGGGUCUUCAACCAAAUGUUAUUACCUUCUCCACUCUCAUCAACGGCUUUGUUCUCCACAAUCAAGUGCCUGAGGCUGCACGAAUUUUCACCAAAAUGGUGGAGGCAGGUCAUUGCAAGCCCAAUGUGUUUACUUUCAGCACACUAAUUAAGGGCUUUUGUAUGAGAGGAAACAACAGAGCUGCAAUUCAAUUAGUUAGGAAGAUGGAAGAAAGAGGAUGCGAGCCUAACAGAGUUUCCUAUAACACCAUCAUCGACAGUCUUUGUAAGGAUACACUAAUUGAUGAAGCAUUCAACCUCUUCUCAGAAAUGAUUACUAGAGGUAUUGCUCCAGACGUUGUUACUUACACCUCUUUGAUUCAAGGAGUUUGCAAUAUAGGCCAGUGGAAACAAGCUACAAGGUUGUUGAAUGAAAUGGUGAGUAAAGGUAUCUUUCCAGAUGUAGUCACCUUCAAUGUCUUGGUUGAUACACUUUGUAAGGAAGGGAUGGUUGUGGAAGCCAAAAUUGUGGUUGACAUGAUGGUUCAAAGAUAUAUUGAGCCUAACACGGUUACAUACAACUCACUUAUGGACGGUUACUGUUUGCAAGGAGAAAUGGAGGAGGCAAGACAAAUUUUUGAUCUUAUGAUUAGCAAGGGCUCCAUGGUUGAUGUUCAGAGUUGUAACAUAUUUAUUAACGGAUAUUGCAAGGCUAAAAAGAUCGAUCAGGCUUACAAGAUUUUCGAGGAAAUGUGUCGUAUGGAACUUGUUCCUGAUACCAUUACUUAUAACACUCUUAUUGAUGGUCUUUGCAAAGCGGGGAGAAUUCAAGAAGCAGAAGAGUUGUUCUCUGAGAUGCAAGGUUGUGGCCAGCUUCCAAAUGUUCAAACUUACGCUGUGAUACUUGAUGGCCUGUGUAACAAUCAACAACUUUCCAUGGCAGUAGAAUUGCUUAGAGAGAUGGAAGCCAACAAAUUGGAACUUAAUAUUGUAAUUUACAAUGUUGUUAUUGAAGGUUUGUGCAAAGCUGGCAAUAUUGAAUCCGCAAGAGAUCUCUUCUGUGGUUUAUCAUCAAAAGGAGUUCAGCCUGAUGUGCGAACAUACACUAUAAUGAUCCAGGGACUUUGUCAUCAUGGCUUAAUAAUCGAAGCAGAAAAGUUGCUGAGAGAAAUGGGAGGGAAAGACUGUUCUCCAGAUGGUUGCACCUAUAACACCAUUAUCCGAGGGUUGUUAAAUAACAAUGAGACAUCAUGGGCUAUGAAACUUAUUGAAGAAAUGUUGAAGUGGGGUUUCUCUGCAGAUGCAUCAACUAUGGAAUUGAUAAUUGUUUUAUUGUCUAAGGAUAUAGUAGAUCCGGCUUUGUUGCCGCUGCUAAAAGAUUCACGAUAAAGUUGAUUUGUACUCUAUUAAGCUCAGGUUCCAAGAUACUAGACUUGGACUCCAUCGAAAGAGUUGUAGCACACUGCAACGGUGAUAAGUGCUGAAUUGCUGAUAUCCAUGGUGGCAUAUUGCGCUUGUAGCGAUUCAUUGUUUAGGAUAGGCUGCCAACCCCAAGUAUAAUUGUUGUACUACUCAAUAGAUUGUAACUGAGCUCUUAUAAACUUGAGGCUGAUGUCUAGUUGAUAAAUAGACACUGAAAAAACUUGGGUCGUGUGAUUGGGUUGAUUUCUGAUGAUCAAUAACAUUUUAGCUUCUUGUUAUAUCAUAAUUGGUUUCACUUUUGU
This is a messenger RNA of Rosa chinensis, 2498 nucleotides long. Its product is annotated as putative pentatricopeptide repeat-containing protein At1g12700, mitochondrial. The record is from RefSeq and is a predicted model, not a curated record. The transcript is spliced from 2 exons. Bases 283 to 2163 code for a protein of 626 amino acids. Gene Ontology annotation, molecular function: protein binding. Lineage: Eukaryota; Viridiplantae; Streptophyta; Magnoliopsida; Rosales; Rosaceae.